Molecule: messenger RNA, 4437 nt
Organism: Dermacentor andersoni
Lineage: Eukaryota; Metazoa; Arthropoda; Arachnida; Ixodida; Ixodidae
Gene: Grp170
Product: hypoxia up-regulated Grp170 co-chaperone protein
Biological process (GO): endoplasmic reticulum unfolded protein response
Cellular component (GO): endoplasmic reticulum chaperone complex
Molecular function (GO): ATP binding; ATP-dependent protein folding chaperone
Source: RefSeq, a predicted model, not a curated record
ACACAGAUUCAAACAUCGGGUCCACGUGUCAUUCUACCGGAUAUCCGGCGGGAGAGCCCAAUCACCCAUCGCCACAUUCCCCGGCCAUCAUUAAAAACUCCCAAAUUCGUUCGCCGGCGUUUCGGGACAUGUGUAUAGUGAUGAAUAGUAUUCUUUAAUUUCAGCCUUGGACAUACAGUAGUUAGGUCCCACUCUAAUCAGUAGCAAUGGCAUUUUCGUCAAUCUCGCGGCUGCGCCUCUCAUGGUGUGUCGUCGCAUUGUCAAUAAUUAGCUUCUACAAAGUUGAAUGUAUUGCAGUCAUGUCUGUGGACCUUGGCGUUGAGUGGAUGAAAGUUGCCAUUGUUUCACCCGGAGUCCCUAUGGAAAUCGCAUUAAACAAAGAUUCGCAACGGAAAACGCCAGUUGCUAUUGCAUUUCGAGAUGGGGAACGGCAUUUUGGUGAACAAGCUGUCUCAACGGGUGUCAGGUUUCCAGACAAGAGCUACUCGCACUUCCUUGACCUGUUGGGCAAGGACAGGAACAGCCCUGUAGUGAAGGAAUUUGAACGUCGCUUCCCAUACUACCAGUUGGAGGCUGACCCAAAGACGGGUGGUGUCCUGUUCAGGCACCCAGAGGGCAUGGUCUUCAGCCCUGAGGAACUGCUUGGCAUGAUUCUGGCUUACGCAAGAGAGUUUGCUUCAAAUGCUGCUGGACAGACUAUCAAGGAUGCAGUGAUCACAGUUCCUGCGUUCUUCAACCAGGCAGAAAGGAGAGCACUUGCUCAGGCUGCUAGCCUUGGGGGCCUGAAGCUUCUUCAGCUUAUUGGAGCCAACACUGCUGCGGCACUCAACUAUGGUGUUUUCCGGCGCAAGGAGUUCAAUGACACGCCAGUGCACAUACUGUUCUACGACAUGGGCACCGGCAGCACCACGGCAACCAUUGUGGCCUACCAGACGGUCAAGACCAAGGACAAGAUUCUCGCCGAGCAUGUGCCUCAGCUUUCCAUCAAGGGCGUGGGGUAUGAUCGUUUCCUGGGUGGCUUGGAGUUCAAGCUGCGACUGGGCGAGCGAUUUGCCCGGGAAUUCAGUGCGCUGAAGAAGACAAAGCAGGACGUGUUUGACAACAAGCGUGGACUGGCCAAGCUCUUCAAGGAGGCUGACCGUGUCAAGAAAGUUCUAAGUGCCAAUACUGAACACGUUGCCCAGGUUGAAAAUGUAAUGGAAGACGUGGACUUCAAGUUCCCUAUCACCAGGGUUGAGUUUGAGGAAAUCAGCGAUGACCUGUUCAAGCGUGUGGCCGCACCAAUCCACAUGGCCCUUUCAUCUGCUGGCAUGACCUUGGGUGAAAUCGACCAAGUGAUAGUGGUGGGUGGCAGCACCCGCAUUCCGCGCGUGCAGCAGGAGCUGCACGCUGCCCUGGGAAGCAGCCGAGAGCUGGGCAAGAGCGUCAACGCAGACGAGGCGGCGGCGCUCGGUGCAGCCUAUCAGGCCGCCUACCUCAGCAAAGGGUUCAAGGUCAAGCUCUUCCAGGUCAAGGAGGCCAGUCUGUUCCCCAUUCAGGUGGACUUCAGCCGAGAUGUUGACACAGAUGGCGUCAAGAGCACAAAGGUGGUGCGGCGAGUGCUGUUCAACAGAAACAACCUUUAUCCACAAAAGAAGGUGAUGACCUUCUCGCGCUACACGUCGGACUUUGACUUUGACAUCAACUACGGGGACCUUAGCUUCCUGUCCAACAAUGAGCUUGGCAACUUUGGAUCACUGAACAUCAGCAAAGUGUCGCUGACUGGAGUGGCGGAAGCGAUUCAAAAGCAUGCUGAUGAUGCUGAACCCAAGGGCAUCAAGGCUCACUUCAGGCUAGAUGAGAGUGGCCUGCUUCACCUAGACUCUGUCAUUUACCUUUUCGACAAAAAGGUUCCGAUUCCUGGAGCGAAGCAAAAGGUUGUUAAGAAAGACCCGCCUGCUCCCAAGCCGGCCGAGGCAACCUUUGAGAAGACCGUGGAGGAAGUGGUUCCUCCAGCUGAGGAGUCAACAUUGUCACGGCUAGGAAGCACCUUGGGGAAACUGUUUUCUGGAAGUUCAGAUGAACCCACAAAGGAGGAGAGUGGCCAGGAAGCUGACAAUAAUACUGUGCAGGCCCAGGACAAUACCACUGCCAGCCAUGACAAUGAAAACAGAACCCAGGCUGAACAGAGGAGCUUGGGAGGAGAGGCUGCCAGCAAUGAAACUACCAAGACUACGAAACUGGUCACAGUGAAAGAACCGGUGACCAUUCGUAUGACUCUCGUGGACCGGACAGAAUUCACUGCUGAGCAGCUUGCUGAAUCCGUGAAGAAGCUCUCUGAUUUGGACAGCAAGGACAGGGCAAAGCUUGCCAGGGACCAUGCAAGGAAUGCUUUGGAGUCAUUCCUGCAUGAGACAAAGGACAAGAUGUACAGUGAUGAGUACGAGAAGGCCUCAACUGAAGAGGAGCGCCAGAACAUCAUUGCCAAACUGACCGAAGGCUCUGACUGGCUCGAAUAUGAAUCAGAUAAUGCUGAGACCAAGACCUUCAAGGAAAAGCUGUCUGGUUUGACACGGCUUGUCAAGGACCUGUUCGACCGUGUGCAAGAACACCGAGAGCGACCGGGAGCCUUCGUUGCUCUGAACAACAUGUUGAAUGCUAGCGAGGUUUAUCUGUCCGCCAUCACUGGCCUCCAGGACCAGGUUUUCACUCCUGUUGAGAUUGAAACGCUGUCCAGGAUCAUCAAUGAAACCAAGGACUGGCAAGUGGAGCAAGUGAGGAUACAGGAACAGACUCCACUACACGAGGCACCCAAGGUGACCCUGCGAAUGAUCUUCGAAAAGAUCCAGCUUUUGGACCGUGAGACCAAAUACCUGCUGAACAAGGCCCAGCGUGCACCACCGCCAAAGCAAACUACCAAAAAGCCCGAAACACCAGAACCUGCAAAAGAGGCUGAGGAAGAGGUUGUGGCCGAUGUUGAGAUGCCCGAGGGUCCAGUGCCAAUGGAACAGCCGGCAACAGAAGGGGAAGGUGCUGUUCCCUUCGAACCUGUGGAGCCAACACCUGAGCAACCUGAGGAUGGCCAACACACCGAGCUUUGAAGGAUCACAAAACACUGCACUCUAAUUUAUGGACUCGUCACUCACUGUCUACGGCACAUCAGCAGCCAGGAGGAAACUGUUGGGAAGGGUUCCUUAAUUUUUUUUUAAUUUGUGGUUUUGUACAUAUAUUGCCAGAGUUAUUAUUUAACGAGACUGGAAAGUAAGGCUGCAGUGUACUCAUUGGAGAGUGCAGCAGCAGGAGAAUGUUUCCAUGAAACAGUCUUGGCACUAGUUUCUUUAGAAGCAUCUUCGAUGCCGUUUGUUCAAUGUGCUUGGAAACGUCACAUUGGAGAGAAGAUUGGGAGCCCUACGAAAGUGAGAAGUUCAUUUUCUUUUCUUCGUUCAUGGUGUUAGCUGUAGAAGCCACCAGCAAAUGGAUAUUUAUGACUUCUUCAUUUUUUCAUUGUGCAGAAAUGGAUUUGCUGGAGGUCACCUAUAUCACCUUACAUCUAGCUUGUAAAUGAGGAGUUACGCUACACAAAGUUAUUGAGCAGCAUUGCAGCUUGGUGUUACAGUCGAAUUGGCAGACAGAACUGUAGAAUAUGAUUUUUGACGUUUCUAGGCUUCCAUUUGAAUAGGUGAUUGUGACUUGAUUGAAGCCGGUGAGCUAGCACUCUUUAAUGAAAGUGUAAUUGGCAGAAUCUGGUGCAGUUGUUUGCUGAUAAUCUUAGAUUGGCGGAUGCUAGUGAGCUAGUAUACUCAAUAAUUGGCAGCCAGAAAGCAAGCUGUCAAAGUUGACCUCGUGUCAUAUUUUGCAAAAGCCGGUGAAAUAGUACUCAUUGGUGCUGUAGAAACUCUCGCAGGAACAUUCACAUUUCUCGUGCUCAUUUAAGCUAAGGUGUAUUGGACCACUUGUUACGUUGGGCUUACUUUACCGAACUUUGUAUAGGGGCACAGAUGAAAUUGUUUGUAUUGUUUUGUACGCACUUCUUUUUCUUUGUGCUAUGUGCUCAUGUUGGUAGCUGCUGCUCAAACUUUUUAAAAACUUGUUUACAGGCAAGUAUUUGAUCAGGCAGCCUCGAAUAGUGAUGUCAAAGCCUACCUUUUUUCUUUCUUUUUUUUUAUGUACUUGCAUAUUUGGUUGCACAGUGCCUCUUGCAUGAGAUAUUGGCACAGUGCGGCAGGCCUAGAAGUGUGUUCCUUUCCACAUGUGUGAGUACUGGAAAAUUUUAUUUGUGUACGACACUGCAGUGGCCACACAAGUGAAUGAAGUGAGAAGGAGAGUGGGCAAGACCGAGUGAAUGAUCCCUGACCAAAUGCAGAAUGCCAUGUAUUUUUUGCGUGAUGGUUCUCUACACCUUGUACAUAUUGACAGAUAAAUGUCCUGUUUGCAAAUAAAAGUUGUGGUCUUGUCGUA